CAGUAUUCAACCAUUGACUUGAAAAAUGAUGUCAAUGGCCUAUAUAAGAAAUCUGGAUUAAAAGGUAGCUGCUGAUGUCUCAGAAAGUUGGUUUGAAAUAGUUUAACAAAGAUUUAGAUUCAUUAUUUUAUCUGUUAUCAUUUUGGUAUGGCAACUCAUUAUUUAUUUUCUCAUACUAGAUUUCUUUAUUAAACAGCUUUGUGCAGGACGCAGGAGUUGCCCUAAAAAGCAUUUAUCUUUUCCACCCUCUAGAUUAAACUUCAAGUCAAGGGCCCCGCAAUGGUUGAAACUUCAUUAUUAAAUGAUGAUUUUUUAUGAUUAAGUGAAUUUCUGCAAAGUGGGAUUCUUUAUUUAUAUGUAGCCGAGUGGUGAAGCUGACAGUUUUAAAUAUAUAUAGAUUUGGGUUUAUAUAAACUCGAUAAAAUCCAGGUCUUGAGGACUAUAGCCUUAUUUGGUUCUUAGAGGGGUAGAAGUAAAUCCUAAGUGAAAGUUCAAAGAAAAUGUAUCUUAAGAAAAAGCGAAAGAAAAGGGAUCCAUUGUAAGUGAAAGGACAAUAUCUGAAAAGAUACAAAUAGUACAGGUUAAUAAUAUCCUGACUAAAUUGAAUUACAUUGGUAACAAUAAACAUGUUAAAUAGCUCAGUAAUUACAGGUUGUGACAAAAUAUACUUAACUAAGAAUAGAGUGGUAUAUGUUGUACAAAUGGCAAUAAAAAAUAUAUAAUUGUAAUAAUGUUUAAUUAUAAAAGUAAAAGAAAUCAUGUGGCAGUGUUUAAUUUGUAUCACAUACACCAUCUUACAUUCAGAAUCAGUAUGAGAUGUGGGGGCUUACAUAAAGGUCUAGAUAUGAUUAUUGUACUGUUGUCCAUUUACCUAUGUUGUCUAUGUAAGAUGCACCCAUACCUGGACAAUUACUGCAAUGGUAUGAAGUAAAACAGCUGUUAGUUGGAUACUAGUUGUAUCAAUCAAUGUGUCUUUUUAGGACAAAAGCGUAUUGCAGAAUGUCUAAUUAUUUAAUACAGCUGGUUAAUAUUAUCCUAAAUUUAGCACAUGGCAGGGUAGUAAGCCUCCUACAAAUGUUUUACAUAUAUUGGAUACUGUUUUAUCAAUAGCUUAUAAGCACAUUGCAGUAUGUGUAUCCAGAAUGAGAUUACGGUUGCGUGUUAUGCUCAUGUACACACUGGUAUCUAAUUCCAUGUAAGAAUUCAGUGGACGGCUGUAUGUUUAACCAUCGUAAUAUCAAGGUUACAAGUCAAAUUAGAUUAAAACACUGCCAAAUAUAAGUAAGAACAGAAAUCUAACACCUAACAAUUGCAUUCUACAAACACAAUAAUAUAAAGGGCGUAUUUGCUUAUAAUUACAAAAGAACCAAAUAUGCCGGUGAACAACGGGGCAUUUUAGGGACACGAUUAACACUUUAAAUACCAAAAGCCCACUCUCAUGUGUACUAUAAAUAGGGUCCCUCAAACAUCCCAGGGAGAAUCUACGUAACACAUUAACAAGACAGUCUAUUGCUUGACUUCAGGCAGAUUUCCUGAGGUAAUUUGACAAUCCCUAGAGACUCCAAGGUGAAUAAAAUUCUAAAUCCCUGACCAUAACCCUGAAGUCUUAUAUGUGUUUGUUCACGUUUUGUCUCGGCUAUCUAAGAUACACUUACAUUUAUAAAAUUAAAAUGGUCUUUGACAUAUUUUAAAUAAAAUGGGUUGGGACCCUCCCAUGGAUGAAUUUGAAAACUCCCUUAAUUACUUAAUAUUACAAUAUCCUCUAAAGAUGUAGACUUGCAAAUAUAUUAAGGUAAAGAGAAUAAAAAUUCCCCUUUCAGCAAGAUAUUUAUAGCAUAAUAACCUAUAGUUCCUGAGAAAUAAACUAUUAAACUUAUAUCAAAUACACGAAUAGGGUUUCCUAUAUUCUAAGUUUUUUAAGCGGUGGGGCAGAAGCCGCUCAUGCCAUGUUGUAAUAACCUAACCCCAAGUUCAAAUUCCACGACAGUGUGGGUGCCUGCAUAGUUUUUUAAAUUCCACCUUUAGGUCUUGGUGUGGUGUUUAUCAUGUCUGAUGCUCAGGUGGCCAACGAGAUGUUCCUGGUCCUCAUCAAUGACUUGUUGGCAUCAGGAGAGAUUUCAGAUCUGUUCAGUGAUGAUGAAAUGGAAGAAAUACUGGGCAUCAUGCUCAGCGAGUGCAAGUCAGUAGGCAUACCAGACACUAGAGAAAAUGCCUGGUACUUGUUCAUUGACAAAGUGAGGAAAAAUCUGAAGGU
Messenger RNA from Lymnaea stagnalis (great pond snail), 2254 nucleotides. The record is from the annotation of a GenBank genome assembly. NCBI's taxonomy places the organism in Eukaryota, Metazoa, Mollusca, Gastropoda, Lymnaeidae.